AUGAACCAAUCAAUAGCUACAUUGCUCAAGCAGAAAAUAUCUCAGGAAGAAUCUUCCGGUGAUGCGGAAGGUACCACGGUUAGUGGGAAUGUUUCUAGCGAGAACACAACUGGAUUACCAUCUUAUAACGAUUCUUUAAUGGGCCAAACUUCACCUUCCAGUGCCAAACAUAUAAGACAUAGAACGUCCUCUACAGGAACUUCUGUAAAGAAAUUGUCAUAUAAUAUGCCUUCAAUGAGUAGUGCCAAUGUUAAUCCACCAGAAAAUUCAAAUGAAAAUUUGUUUAUUAAUUAUUUGUUGUACGAUAAUAAUGAUGAGAUCAAAGAUUUACAUUCUUCGUAUAUCGUCUCACCCAAUAGUACUGCCACAAAUAAUGACUUGCAUGAUAUAAACAGUCGAUCCAGAUGUACCUCCCCGAAAUCAAAUUGUUUGUCAAUACAACCAACUGAUCCAGAGUUUUGGGAGCAGUCAUAUAUUCCUUACUCAGCAGAUAUGCAGGUAAUUUCUACGGCAUUCACACAAAAUGAUGAAUCUUUGAAGUUUAAGGAUUCAAAGGAGAAAGAUAGAGAACUUGUUAGAGAAAAUUUAAGUACAAGUUCCACGAGAAGAAAUUCGUUUGCUAAUGUUCUCACGGAAUUGGUAACCUUACGAUCCCAUAGUUUCUCAUCUUUAAAGAAUAAUACCUCACAUAAUCAUGCACAUUGUCAUUCCAGUCAUGUCAAUUUCACAAAUCAAAAUCAAAAUUGUCAUCUAAAUAGUCUUGCCUCACAAGCGAUUCCCCCUUCCAGAGUGGCCACCUAUUCACGAUCUCACUCAAUCUCAUCUUCCUCCAAGGCUCCUAUUUCACCUACUACAAACUCUAUAGCUAAUCCAUUGAAUUUAAAUCAACCGGACAUAACACUUGAUAUGUUACCAAAACCACCAAAACCUAUAUCUUUAGAAAGUGUUGAAUCAUACUUAUUAGAAUUAUCAAAUUAUACAAAAUUUAUUGGUCGCAUUCUUUCAGAGAAUGAUUCAACCUUCACAAAACAAUGCUUAGAAUAUUAUAUGAUGAAUUGUUUCGAAUUUCAGUCAAUACCGUUAGAUAUAGCAUUGAGACAGGUGUUGGAAUUUGUAGAUUUACCUAAAGAGACUCAACAAAUUGAUAGAUUAUUAUUGACUUUUAGUAAAGCAUAUUUUGAACAGAACUCACAAUCAUUUUGGCUUAAUGAUGAUCAAGUUUAUUUUUUAACAUUUUCUUUAUUAAUCUUGCAUACCGAUUAUUUUAAUCCCAACAAUAAAUAUAAAAUGACCAAAAAGGAAUUUGUGGAGUUAGUUCAUAAAGAUCGUGAUUCAUUUGGAUUUAAAAUCCCUAUUGGAGUCUUAUCGUAUUUUUAUGAAAACGUCAUUUCUUUAGAAUCAAUUAAGUUAAAGUAUAAAGAUUUAUUGAAACUUCAACAAUCAUAUAAUACUGACACUAUUUUUUCUCCAAAACUUUUGAUUAAAGAAAAAAAAUUGAUUAAUAUUUCAACAAUUCAACCGCCUUCAGUGGUUAAACAGAGAUCCACAUCAUUAUCUGCUUUGCAUAGGAAAUAUUCCACUACAAAUUCUAUCUUAACUACUCAUUUACAUGUCUCCUCAAAUAAACCGCAAAAUAAUGCACUCACUCCUACAUACAGUUUAAAUUCAGCUUCUACUAUGAAUUCUCCAAAAAAUACCCCAAUCACAAAUAAUUCUUUAAAUUUGCAAGAAAAUAUUAAUAUUUAUGAAUAUAUUAAUCAAAAUUCAUUAAAUGAAAUUAAUUUAUUAAAUUUUUUUGAAUAUAGAGAUUCUUCUACAAAUGUUGAAAAAUUAUUAAAUACCAAAUUCCAUAAUAAGUUAAUUCAAUUUUUAAAUAAUAAAAAAUAUAAUUCCCACAAUUUAGAUAUUUCUAAUGACAAAAAUGAGAUUUUAAAUGGGAAUGAAAUUAUUUAUAAUAAUAAGAUUUUAAAUCAAAUUAAAAAUUUUAAAGGCGGCUAUUUAAGGGUAUUGCCCAAUUCUAUUAAAAACGGUAAGGAGUUCUUUAAAAAUUUUAGAAUUUUAAAUUAUACUCAAGAUAAUAUAUAUUAUUUCAAAAUUAUUCAAAUGGGGGAUAUUAAAAUGUUGGAACCUAGACUUAACCUGAAAUGCCGAUCUAAAUCCUCCUCUGCAUUAAAUCCAAAUCCUACCACUGCAGCAGCAAUGGCAGCAGCAGCUACAUCAACUAUCAAAAAGAUUCCACUGGUAAAUGCUAGUACAAGUAGUAGUUUACAAAGUAUUUCAGAACCAAAAUUAGAUCCUACAUCAAUGAGAAGAAAUGACAAAUCUGAGCUUGAAGAAGAAUACGGAGGAGGAGGUGAUGGUGGGUGUGAAGAAGACGAAGAAGAUAAUUCGAUCAUUAUUGAUUCUAAAGAAUACAUUUGGAAAGAAAAAUUUGUUAUCUUAACCAUUGGUGGAAUAUGGAUUUUUGAUAAAAAAAAAUCUCAAGAGUUAACUACAUAUAUGAUUGAUGAUCCAAAUUUCCAUGAAGAAGUUUAUAUCGUUGAUUGUAAGAGUUUAAAAAAUAUUGACCAACCAAUCAUAUAUAGUAAUUUUUUUGUUAGUAAAGAGUUUUCUAAAGAUGAAAAAUCAUUAUUUUCUAAAAUUUUUCUAAAUUCUAUUAAAUUACAAAAUUCAUUUGAUGGGUAUGAAAUAAAUAAUGGUAGUGCUAGAAUGAAAAAGAAAGGAGAAAAUCUAAAUAUAAGAAAAAAUAAUUCUAUGUUUGAAAUUGGAGAUAAUCUUGAAGAUAAUAUUUUUGAAUUAUUUGGUCUUCACGAUUCAAUAAGAAACGAACAAGAUCGAGUUAUGAUGACAUAUGCUGGAAAGUUUGAUAUUCUUAAUAGAGAAAUAUUUGAUAGUCAUCAUAAUAAUACAGUAUGGAAAUGCAAGACGAGUUCUGAGAGAGAUAGUUGGGUCAAUUGUAUUAAUCUCUUAGCUGCAUUAGAUAAAUGUCAUUUCAAUCAUAUUGAUACGAUUACUAAUACAAUAAUACCAUCAGGACAUCUUUCAGUUGAAGAAAAAUUGAGAAAUAUUACAAAGACUUAUCAAAUCACAUUUAAAGAAUUGAAUAAAGUUCAAAAACAUAUUCAAAUGUAUAUGCAAUGCAUACCUAUCAAACAUAAAACGAAAAACCAUUUAAUUGAAGAGAUUAACAAAUUGAUCAUUAGGAUGUCUGAAUUAUAUUUUGAAAAUAAAAAGAACUAUACAUAUAGUCAAAUUAUAGACGAGUUGUACGAGUUGUUAGAUACUACUACAGUCAAUUCUAUUUCUGAAACAGCAUCUCCAAGCAUCUCUCAUUCAAAUAGUACAACUGGAUUUCUGUUGAAUGAUUCCAACCUAUAUAAAUGCAUUACUGAGGAGGAACUUUAA
Henningerozyma blattae CBS 6284 is the source of this 3405-nucleotide messenger RNA. RefSeq lists its product as uncharacterized. Gene Ontology annotation, biological process: regulation of ARF protein signal transduction. Lineage: Eukaryota; Fungi; Ascomycota; Saccharomycetes; Saccharomycetales; Saccharomycetaceae. The transcript has a single exon. Gene Ontology annotation, molecular function: guanyl-nucleotide exchange factor activity. Bases 1 to 3405 code for a protein of 1134 amino acids. The record is from RefSeq and is a predicted model, not a curated record.